Molecule: messenger RNA, 4997 nt
Organism: Arvicola amphibius (Eurasian water vole)
Lineage: Eukaryota; Metazoa; Chordata; Mammalia; Rodentia; Cricetidae
Gene: Itprid2
Product: ITPR interacting domain containing 2
Molecular function (GO): signaling receptor binding
Source: RefSeq, a predicted model, not a curated record
GUCCCCUCCUCCUGCGGCGCUCGCUCCCGCUCCCCCGGGCCCCCUGCCCGGCUGGGCGCUGACAGCAGCGGCGGGGGUCCCCGCAGCCGCCGCCGUGUCCCGCGUAGGCUCGGGCUGGGCCCGCGGAAGCCCCCGGCGCGGCCAUGAACCGACCCCUGACGGCGUCGGCGGAGGCGGAGGAGGAACUGGAGUGGCAAGUGGCGAGUCGCAGGAGGAAGGCCUGGGCCAAGUGCCGCAGCUCCUGGCAGGCGUCGGAGACGGAGGAUCUGUCCACAGAGGCGACGACACAGGACGAGGACGAGGACGACGAGGAGGACCUCCCCGGCGCGAAGCUGCCGGCGGCCGCGGGGCGAGGAAACGUGCCCAAUGAGAAGAUCGCAAUAUGGCUCAAAGACUGCCGCACCCCUUUGGGAGCCUCACUGGAUGAGCAAAGUGGUGGAGCAGUGAAGGGUGUGCUUGGGAGAAAUGGAGGAAGCUUCGAAGAUGACUUGUCGCUGGGAGCUGAAGCCAAUCAUCUACACGAACCUGAUGCUCAAGUUGAAAACUGCAAUAAUAUCCUGGCCAAAGAGAGGAGACUACAGUUCCAUCAGAAAGGGAGAAGUAUGAAUUCUACUGGGUCUGGGAAAAGCAGUGGUACAGUGUCAAGUGUCUCAGAACUGCUGGAGCUCUAUGAAGAAGAUCCUGAAGAAAUUCUGUACAAUCUUGGAUUUGGACGAGAUGAACCAGAUAUUGCUUCUAAAAUUCCUUCCAGAUUUUUUAAUUCAUCAUCCUUUGCCAGAGGCAUAGACAUUAAAGUAUUUUUGAGUGCACAAAUGCAAACGGAUGGAAGUGAGAAACCCAAAUUAAUGCAUUGACAGCCGUUUCGUCAAAUUGAAGUGCUUACUACUGUGCCAAUGCAUUCUUCUUCUCUAUAUUCCCAAGUCUCUGGGAACCCCCCUUCAAGAGAAUUGGGAAGCAUGUCCUCAGUCGACCCUCCACCAAGGAGGCAUCAGAUUCCUCCCCCUCCUCUAACUCGAAGCAACACUGCAAACCGUCUGAUGAAAACACUAUCAAACUAAACGUAUGUGUUGAUAAAGACAGAGAAAGGGGAAGGGAGCCCCUCCCCUUCUAGUGAUAAAGGAAAGGCUCUGAGCAUCUCUCUGGCUGAGGACAGUGGCAGCAAGAAUGACCCCAAGUUGCAGAAAGUUAUGAAGAAGAAGGAGUCCUCUUCUACACUGGCUACAGUUAGAGAAGAGUCUCGGGGUAGUUCAUCGACUAUCACAGACAGUGUGGAUACCGACAGACUCUCUGAUGACGCAGAUAGUAACAUUAGCCACAAAAUGGAAAGCGAAGAAGCAAAGGAAACUCCAAGUCAGGAGGAUAAAUCUGGUGUUGCAGGGUCUGUCUUAGGUUGUGAUGUCAACAUGCCGAGCCACUGCGAGUCCGAGAGCAGCAGUGAGCUGAGAAGUGCCCAUGCAUCUACAAGUGACAAAGAGCCCUGUGCACCCCUGACGAUCCCAUUCAUAAGAAACAUAAUGAUGCAGCAGAAAGACUCCUUCGAGAUGGAAGAGGUUCAGAGCACAGAGGGAGAGGCACCUCACGUGCCAGCCACUUGCCAGCUAGGUCUUGCCAAGUCAAAGAGAGAUCACCUGUUGAGAACUGCAAGUCAGCACUCCGACAGCAGCGGCUUCGCUGAGGACUCUGCGGACUGCCUCUCGCUCAAUCAUCUUCAGGUUCACGAAUCCCUGCAAGCCAUGGGGAGCAGUGCUGACAGCUGUGACAGUGAGACCACUGUCACCUCACUUGGGGAAGACCAUGUGACGCCUACAGUACAAGACCAGCCUUACUUUAACGAGUCAGAGGAGGAGUCUCGUGCCCCUGUUGAGAAAGGAAAAGCAAAGGUGGCCGUAGUUGCUGACAAAAUGAACGCAGACAGCCAGGAUUCCCCUCCAUGUGAGACUGCAGAGAAUACUGGGAGCAAAGAGUCCCCGAGGGAUCCAGGUGACCCCGAGAAUGCUGCCAUGGAGGAGGCUGGAGAGCUCCUAAGGGAAGGGAGUGAAGACAGCGAUGUGGAGAGGGGCGGUGGCUGUGAAUUCCCCCAGUAUACCACACACCACAUCCUCAAGCCCUUGGCCUCCAUCGAAGCUCAGUGCAGCGCUGUGAGCUCUGAAAAGAGAACUGGGUUUCCCUCCUCUGUGGAGAGGGUGAAUACUGCCUUGCAGAGAGCUCAGAUGAAGGUGUGCAAUCUGUCUGCUCAGAGAGUAGGGCGGAGCCUAAUAAAAUCAAAGGAUCUGUUGAAACAAAGGUACUUGCUUGCAAAAGCUGGCUAUCCCCUAAGAAGGUCUCAGUCUUUGCCGACCACCUUACUUAGCCCAGUAAGGGUUGUGUCUUCUGUCAAUGUGCGAUUAUCUCCAGGAAAAGAGACCAGGUGCAGCCCGCCUUCCUUCACCUACAAGUACACACCUGAGGAGGAACAAGAAUUGGAAAAGCAAGUGACUGAGCAUGACGGUCAGUCUGUGGUUAAAUCCACCAUCUUCAUCCCCCCGUCCUCUGUGAAGAAAGAAGAAACCCCUCAGAGUGAGGCGACGCAGCCGGAGGAAUGCCCCCACAGACGGCUUCCCCCUUGUCCACAGUUUGCUCCAAUAUCCCAGUCCACCUGCUCCCUUCACUCUGCCCACGAGUGGCAGGACAGGCCCCUGUGUGAACACAUGAGAACUCUGAGUGCCCACAGUGUCCCCAACAUAUCGGGCACCUCGUGUAGUAGCUUCUCUUCUCCUUUCGGGUGUCCCUAUGCACACAGACAUGCUGCCCACCCGUACAGGGCGUGCCCCGUGAAUCCUCCUUCUGCCAUAGAGAUGCAGUUGCGGAGAGUGCUGCAUGAUAUCAGAAACUCACUACAGAACCUUUCACAGUACCCCCUGAUGAGAGGACCUGAUCUUGCUGCUGCCCCAUACAGUACUCAGAAGUCGUCUGUUCUACCUCUUUAUGAAAAUACCUUUCAGGAGCUUCAAGUCGUGAGACGGAGCCUGAAUCUGUUCAGAACGCAGAUGAUGGACUUGGAGUUGGCCAUGCUGCGGCAGCAGACCAUGGUGUACCCUCAUAUGACAGAGCAGGACAGGUAUGAAGUGGAUCAGCUGCAGGGCUUGCGGAACUCUGUCCGAAUGGAGCUGCAGGAACUGGAGAUGCAGCUGGAGGAGCGGCUGCUGGGCCUGGAUGAGCAGCUCCAUGCAGUCCGGGUGCCUUCCCCUUUCCGAUCCUCUGUGCUUCCGGGGAUGUGUGGCAGUAGAAGUGCUGACAACUUGUCCUGCUCGUCUCCACUGAACGUCAUGGAGCCAGUCACAGAACUGAUACGGGAGCAGUCGUACCUGAAGUCGGAGCUGGGCCUGGGACUUGGAGAGAUGGGGUUUGAAAUCCCUCCUGGAGAGAGCUCAGAGUCCGUUUUCUCUCAGGCCACAUCAGAGUCAUCUUCCGUCUGUUCCAGCCCCUCCCACAACACCAGAAGAUCCAGGGGGCCUUCUGGCAACUCGGGAAGCAAACCCCGAGCCCGCUUAGUGGCGAGAAAGAUCUUCCGAGCCUCUGUUGCUCUGACGCCAACAGCCCCCUCCAGAACAGGCUCUGUGCAGACACCUCCAGAGCUGGAGAGUUCUGAGGAAGCCUCACAGGUUGUGGGACUUCCAUCUCACCUGGAGGAAGAGCAAGAGGAGCUGCUACCCGCUGCUGAGGAAAUGCAUCGGAACGUGGAGCAGGAUGAGUUGCAGCAAGUCAUACGGGAGAUUAAAGAGUCUAUUGUUGGGGAGAUUCGGCGAGAAAUUGUAAGUGGCCUUUUGGCAGCAGUGUCUUCAAGUAAAGCAUCGAAUUCUAAGCAGGACAGUCACUGAAUGGAAUUUAUUAGGGUUGGGAUGGAUCCCAUUAGCUGUAAUACUGGUGUUAUCAGUGAUUUCUGCUGGUGGAGGUGUUGCUCGCCUUUGGAGGAUACUUUCUACUGAACUGGGCUACUGUACACAAUGGACUGUAUGCAUUUCUGUAUGCAGUGUUCUUCUAUGCAUAAAAAUUUAAAAACAUACAUAGAAACUUAGGCACUUUUCUGGCUCAUUUCUAAACUAUCAGACUGUCCAUUUGAAAGUCUAGUAUUUAUUUGUUUGUCAAUAUUUUUCCAGUUGAUGUCCUACAUAGAAUGAAUUAUAAAACUUGAAGAGUUCCAGACAUAAUCAGCUUAUAACAUAUUUCUUCAGACUAGCUUCGACAACACUGACCUCUAUGAGGUAUUUACUGUGCAAUAACAGAUUCAUCUUCUGAGAGCUUGAAGCAACCAAUGACUUUUCCCUCCACUGCUCUUUAUUGAGUCACUUCCAAGAAGACAAACAGUUAUGUUGUUAAAAAUGCACUCAAUUCUUGAGGAGUCUACUGAGAAGCAAGAGGGUAGAUUUCAUGAGGUUACCUACGGAUACUUCAUGUUCUUACACUGUAAGCCUUGUUGCUUUGCCCAAACAAAUGUAAUUUUAUAGCUAUGUGCCUUAUGGUAAACACUAUGUAUUCCUGCAUUGUCCAGAUGUCUUACUUUAAGACAUUUUCUCUGUCUUUUAGACUAAAUAGUAUUGUUAAGAUAAUGGGAUCUGUGACUUGAAUGGAUAGAAUAGAAAUGAAUAAGCUGGUUUUUGUGUUUUUUUCCAAAAUGAGAUUUAGAUUUGUUUUCCUCACGCCUAAAUGAUUUUAAUUCAGUUUUAACCAGAAAAGUCUUAGUUUUUCUUUUUUAAAAAAGUCUCCUAUCCAGUAUUUUAUGUAUCAAAUAAAUGUAUAAAGUAACAACCAAAUGAUAUUAGAAAUUAGUAUUUUAGUAUUUGUAAUCUUCAAUUCCUAUAUGUUACUUUAUGUGAGAAAUUUUAGUCAAAGUGCUUGAAAUAUUAGCAUUCUUUGAAAAACUAUCUAAAAGGUUUAUAAAUAUUUGAAAUAUCACAUAAAGGCUGAUCUCUAAGAAACAAAAACCCAUUAAAACAAUAAAGUAUUUAUUUUGCUUAAAA